AUGGCUCUUUCCGUGUGGUCUGUAUGGUCAUUGAUCACCGCUGGCUCUGCUGGAGCAGUGGCAGAAUUGACGUUAGAUCCUAAAUUAAAAUAUUGGGUUCUCUUACCCAUUUCCAUCGUUAUGGUUUUAACUGGUAUACUACGUCAAUAUAUUAUGGAUCUCAUUGCACCUAAUACCAAAGGUGUUCCUCGUGUCAAAUUGACAGAGAGUCAGUGGAUUUACAAAGCACAAGCUCUUUUAGCAAAUGGAUCUAAUCUAUCUGCUGAGGCAUUCCAAUUGAGAAAAGAACAUUUGAUAGAGGUACUAGCAGGUGGUAAAUAUUUGGUUAAGUUAAACACGGAUGGUCAAGCUCCAAGUCCUCUUAGCGAUCCAAAUUUAUCCGAAAACAUGUUCAGUAUGGCAAAAGGUAAUUUAGCCAAUUUUAUUCCUCAAACCAUUAUAAUGUGGUGGGUCAAUCAUUUCUUUGCAGGAUUCGUGUUGAUGAAGUUACCUUUCCCACUAACUCCUCGUUUCAAAGAAAUGCUUCAAAGUGGUGUUAUGACAGCAGAUUUAGACGUUCGUUGGGUUAGUAGUAUAUCUUGGUAUUUCAUCUCGGUUCUUGGGUUAAACCCAGUUUACAAUUUGUUACUAUCAGAUACUGAAAGUAUCGAUAUUAAUGCUGCACAACAGCCUCCCACGAUGGGUGGACCUGGUGAGCCUCAACCAGAAGCUGUGAUGAAAGGUUUAGCUAACGAUUUAACCAUUGCAGAAAACGAAAGCUGCUUUGAUGACAUUGAGCAAAGAGUCCUGGAGAAAUAUUCUUAG
Molecule: messenger RNA, 804 nt
Organism: Zygosaccharomyces rouxii
Lineage: Eukaryota; Fungi; Ascomycota; Saccharomycetes; Saccharomycetales; Saccharomycetaceae
Gene: EMC3
Product: ER membrane complex subunit EMC3
Exons: 1
Coding region: 1-804 (267 amino acids)
Biological process (GO): protein folding in endoplasmic reticulum
Cellular component (GO): EMC complex; membrane
Source: RefSeq, a predicted model, not a curated record